Molecule: messenger RNA, 1249 nt
Organism: Punica granatum (pomegranate)
Lineage: Eukaryota; Viridiplantae; Streptophyta; Magnoliopsida; Myrtales; Lythraceae
Source: RefSeq, a predicted model, not a curated record
UGAAAGAUACCAAAACCUUCUCCACCAUUUAGAGCAAAGAACCCAAAAUCUUAAAACCUCCACGCCACGCCCUCGCCCUCGCCCUUCUCCUCUCCACCUGCAACCUCACCCCGGAGGGCAAGUCAAUCAGAUUCUUUUGCCGCCGAAUGUUGUCGGUCUUAGGAAGACCACCGCGCUCCUCCUCGUCCUCGUCCUCAUCCUCGUCCUCGUCCUCCUUCUAAUGACACCGAAAAAGUACGUAAUCGGCUCCCAGGGCAGGCGCACCCACCCCCUCAUCUGGUGUGCUGCCGUCAUUUGCGCAAUCCUAGCGAUCGCAGUCAUAACCGCUGGCAUCGUCGUCUUUGUCGGCUAUAUUAUCAUCCACCCUCGGGUCCCCGUCAUCUCCGUCCUCUCAGCGAGCCUCGACACUUUCCGGUACGAUGAGGCCGGCCUCCUCGUGACGCAGAUCACGAUUGAUAUUUUGGCUGAGAAUGCCAACGCGAAGGCCCAUGCAACCUUCCAGGACACUAGCUUUUUCCUGAUUUUUGGCGGGAUGGAGAUAGCGCAGCUCGUGGCACCCCCUUUCGACGUAAAAAAGAAUGGCUCCCAGGAUAUCCACUACGUGGUUGAGUCUAGCCCGAUACCACUGGAUCCAGAAAAGAUGGAGCUCGUGAACCUGUUCAUAAGACGGAACGACGUCGUGUUCGAACUGAAGGGGAAGUUCAGGGCGCAGUGGAGGGUCGGACUACUCGGUUCAGUUAAGUUUUGGUCUCACUUAAACUGUUGGCUCCAUUUCCAUCCCUGGAAUGGGACCUAUACCAACCCAAAGCGCUGCAGUUCUAAAGCUAAAUGACGCCCUUCUCCGCCACGCCCUCCGGCCAGAUUCUACCGGUCGAUCGGGUUUGUCUAGAUUUGGCACUUUAUUUCUUUCUACUCCAGAGCCAGCCCGAAUACGACAGGUGAAUGGGCCCCACAAGUCCAAUCACGCUGCUGGUGACUCUAGUAUAAAGGCCUGAUCUAGAUAACUCUUCGAAGACGCAAAGGUGGGGAUUUGAUUUUCUGACUUGCAGCGGGUAAAUGUUUCUCUCGUCAUAUUGAUUUUAGGUCUAGUUAGCUAAUUAAAGGAUAUAAAACUUUUUUCGGUGAAAUAAUGAGAUCGAAUCCCGUAUCCACGGAUUCCGAUGAGUACAACUCGAAAGAUCACAGUGUAGAAUUUAUCUGUUAAUCUGUCCAUCAGCCAAUGUUAUGGAUAUUCCGUGUUAUAACCUUA